AUGCUUCGAUCGGUACCAGCUCGACGCGCCGCUUCCGGCCUGGCGAACUCACGGCUUACCGUUAGGCCGAGGACAUGCGCGAAGAGCCUCUCCACAUGCUCGACCCGAUCUUCUUCCCCCGCAGUUAUUUACCCCGCGACGUCCUCCAAGUCAACACAGUUCGCCAGUCCUUUCUCCCUCCAGAGAAGCCUGCACACCACCGCUCCCAGAAUGGCCAACACCCGCACCGAGAGCGACGCCUUUGGCGAGAUCCAGGUCCCCGCGGACAAGUACUGGGGCGCCCAGACUGAACGUUCUCUUGAGAACUUCAAGAUCAACCAGCCCCAGGACCGCAUGCCUCCCCCCAUUGUCAAGGCCUUCGGUAUCCUGAAGGGCGCUGCUGCCACCGUCAACAUGCGCUUCGGCCUCGACGAGAAGAUCGGCAAGGCCAUCCAGCAGGCUGCUGCCGAGGUCGCCGAGGGCAAGCUGCUCGACCACUUCCCCCUCGUCGUCUGGCAGACCGGCUCCGGCACCCAGUCCAACAUGAACGCCAACGAGGUCAUCUCCAACCGUGCCAUUGAGAUUCUCGGCGGCACCAUGGGCUCCAAGAAGCCCGUCCACCCCAACGACCACGUCAACCGCUCCGCCUCCUCCAACGACACUUUCCCCACCGUCAUGCACAUCGCCGCUGUCCUCGAGAUUGAGGGUGAGCUUAUCCCCGCUCUCAAGAGCCUGCGUGAUGCUCUGCAGAAGAAGGUCGACGAUUUCGAGGCCAAGAACAUCAUCAAGAUUGGCCGCACUCACUUGCAGGACGCCACCCCCUUGACUCUCGCCCAGGAGUUCUCCGGCUACGUCGCCCAGCUCGAUGCUGGCAUCAAGCGCGUCGAGUCUUCCCUGCCUGACCUGCGCCUGCUCGCUCAGGGUGGUACUGCCGUCGGUACCGGUAUCAACACUUUCGAGGGCUUCGCCGAGGCCAUCGCCGAGGAGGUCACCAAGAUGACUGGUACCGAGUUCAAGACCGCCCCCAACAAGUUCGAGGCCCUUGCCGCCCACGACGCCAUCGUCCAGGCCCACGGCUCCCUCAACACCGUCGCCGGCUCCCUGUCCAAGAUCGCUCAGGACAUCCGCUACCUCGGCAGCGGUCCCCGUUGCGGUCUCGGCGAGCUCGUCCUGCCCGAGAACGAGCCCGGUUCCUCCAUCAUGCCCGGAAAGGUCAACCCUACCCAGUGCGAGGCCCUCACCAUGGUCUGCGCCCAGGUCAUGGGUAACCACGUCGCUACCACCAUCGGUGGCAUGAACGGCCAGUUCGAGCUCAACGUCUACAAGCCCUUGGUCAUCCGCAACCUGCUCCACAGUGUCCGCAUCCUCUCCGACGGCAUGCGCUCUUUCGAGAAGAACCUGGUCGUCGGUCUCCAGGCCAACGAGGAGAAGAUUGCCAGCAUCAUGAAGGAGUCCCUCAUGCUUGUCACCACCCUCAACCCCAAGAUCGGUUACGACAUGGCUAGCAAGGUCGCCAAGAACGCCCACAAGAAGGGUCUCACCCUCAAGGAGAGCGCUCUCGAGCUCCAGGCCCUCAGCGAGGAGGACUUUGACAAGCUCGUCCGCCCCGAGCUCAUGAUCGGCCCCAAGCCCUACAAGCCUUAA
Molecule: messenger RNA, 1623 nt
Organism: Colletotrichum truncatum
Lineage: Eukaryota; Fungi; Ascomycota; Sordariomycetes; Glomerellales; Glomerellaceae
Product: Fumarate hydratase, mitochondrial
Biological process (GO): tricarboxylic acid cycle; malate metabolic process; fumarate metabolic process
Cellular component (GO): tricarboxylic acid cycle heteromeric enzyme complex; mitochondrion
Molecular function (GO): fumarate hydratase activity
Source: RefSeq, a predicted model, not a curated record